UUUUCCAGUUUCCUUUUUAUUUUUCCUUUUUAUUUAUUUUUUCUUUGAUGGGUAGUAGUUUUAUAUAAGACAGUUUCUGGUCUCUUUCUUCUCUCAAUUGUCGCAAAAAGAAAAAGAUCGAUGAAAUCAAUGAAAAGAAGAUCUGGGACGAUUCAGGGAUGUUCUCAAUUAGGAUUGAGAAAGGAGAACAAGACGAAGGUGUGUGGGUUAACGUCGUUGCCAGUUGAUGUGGUUACGAACUGUCUGGUUCAUGUAUCGAGAUUCGACCUGGCGGCCUUAGCUAUGACCUCCAAGGCACACCGGUCUCUCGCAACCUCCCCUUUUCUAUGGGACUUGAGAUGGCGGAUGAAGCGCAUCGAGCCAUCUUACUACGUGUGCUUGCACAUAUUUCCAGACUCCGUCCCACGGUGGUUCAUCCUCCACCCGGUUCAACGUCAGCUGAAACCGCUCCUCCCGCUUUGGUGUACAGAAUCAGGUUCCUCUUUUAUGGUGGUGGAUUGGGGUAUAUUUAUCAUCGGUGGACUCGUAAACGGCAAACCCAUAUCGAAUGUCACCAUGUUCGAUUGUUUCGAGCAUGCGUGGUACAAAAUCCCGCCCAUGAAGAUGGCUCGUGCUUUCGCCUCAGCAAACGUUAUCGACGGCAAGCUAUACGUGUUUGGAGGGUGCGGGGAUGACGUUGAUUCCUCAAACUGGGCAGAGGUCUACAAUCCCCGCACCUAUACUUGGGAUUUUUUGUGUGUGCCUACUACGACUCGGCCAAAGAAUAUCAAACAAAGCGUGGUGAUAGGCAAGAAGAAGGUUUACGUGGUGGAUGAGGAUCGUCAAAUCUUCUCCUUCUCCCCAAGCAAACUUCCUCCUAUGUUUGUGUCAUGCGGAAAAACAGAUUCUAAACCAGGAGACAGAGACGACUGGUGUUUGAUCGGAGGAUUCUUAUUUUCCCGUGGUGCCCGCGGGACGAUACUUUGGUGUUUGCCAGAAGAGUUCGAUUGGAAGGAAGUCAAGGGUUUGGAAGAGCUGCAACAACAACAGUUGGUUGAAUACGAUAUCACCAAACUCUCCACAAACUAUGCGUCCAACAUUGUCAUCUUCUGGAACGCUGGUGCUACUGAGAGUUUGGAGCUUUGGUCUGCGGAGAUUUCCCUAACGCAAAUCGAGGCAAGCCAGGGACUAGAGAUUCGGGGGAAGAUCGAGUGGUCCGGUUCUGUCUACAAACUCGACUACCCUCUCUCAGAAUCAAAUAGAGUUAAGAAUGAUGAAUGCCUCUAUUUAUUCAACUAAAUUGGAUACACACUCUUUGGAGCUUACACUUGGAAACGGGAAGGCUCGUGGUUGACUUUGAACAACUCGGACGGAUUGUUGAUUAUGGAUGUGAGAAGCUUAUGGAGUAUCUUCUUCCAUAAGUAUCUUCUUCCAGUUAUCUGGAUCUUUUUGGAAUCUCAUAUGUUCAUCACUUUCUAUUCAAAUAUUCAGCAUAAAGCCUUCUCCAUGGAAGUGUUGGUAUUGUUGUUCAAUCCAUUAAUUUGGUUUCAAAAGCAUUAUUUGUAGAUAAGACAUGUUAAGAUGUAUGAUUAUUCUGUCCCCUUUACAAAUAUGUUUUACAUUAAUUAGUGACUUGUAACUGCUUCUCAA
This is a messenger RNA of Brassica napus (rape), 1629 nucleotides long. RefSeq names its product F-box/kelch-repeat protein SKIP6-like. The record is from RefSeq and is a predicted model, not a curated record. Gene Ontology annotation, molecular function: protein binding. NCBI's taxonomy places the organism in Eukaryota, Viridiplantae, Streptophyta, Magnoliopsida, Brassicales, Brassicaceae. The transcript is spliced from 2 exons. The coding region runs from base 121 to 1278 and encodes 385 amino acids.